GGAUUCAUCGUGACUCACGCUGACGUGAUGACGCAUGACAGCGGCCUGCUGCACGAUGGCGCCUGCGGAGGCUCGCUCAUCAGCCUCUUCUCGGCCCGAGCCCGGUUCCGGGCUUAUUUACUCACAGCUCCUGCAGCACCUGGUAGGGGAGCAACGGCAGCCUCGGGCCUUGAACCCAGCUGCGCUUGGCGGGAUUCCCGCGCCAGUUAAAUCGGAUGAACAGAAAAUGGUGGAACGAGCGAUGGAGAGCUGCAGCUUUAAGGCGGCGUUGGCCUGUGUUGGAGGCUUUGUGCUUGGUGGGGCAUUUGGAAUCUUCACGGCUGGUAUUGAUACCAAUGUUGGCUUUGAUCCGAAGGAUCCAUUGCGGACACCAACUGCCAAGGAGGUUUUGAAAGACAUGGGGCAGCGUGGAAUGUCAUACGCAAAGAAUUUUGCUAUCGUUGGAGCCAUGUUUUCUUGUACAGAAUGCAUCAUUGAAUCGUACCGUGGGAAGUCAGAUUGGAAGAACAGUGUGUUGAGUGGCUGCGUAACAGGAGGAGCAAUUGGUUUCCGAGCUGGCCUAAAGGCAGGAGCCAUUGGAUGUGGUGGGUUUGCUGCAUUUUCUGCAGUCAUUGACUACUACUUACGAUGAAGUGAACGCCAAGCUACCUUGCUGCAAGUGGUAUAGAAGUAUUGGCUGUCAAAGCCCCAACAGUGAGUGAGCUGGAACUGACUCGUGUAUAGUAAGCACAUGUGAAUGAGCACAUAGAACAUUGCUGACUGCAGCCGGUGCGCCUCAAUAUGUAUUUCAGCCAUGUUAAACCCAGGUCUAUUAUUGAAACAAGGUGACAGGUCUGAACGGAGAUUCCAAUCCAGGACACACAGUUCAUGUUUUGAUCAGUUGUUGCUGUUCUGUUCUAUAAUGUAAAACAUUUAUUGACAUAAUGGAGUGGAAUAAAAUCUAUUGUUUUAUAAA
Messenger RNA from Stegostoma tigrinum, 955 nucleotides. RefSeq names its product translocase of inner mitochondrial membrane 22 homolog (yeast) (gene timm22). Lineage: Eukaryota; Metazoa; Chordata; Chondrichthyes; Orectolobiformes; Stegostomatidae. The transcript has 4 exons. Gene Ontology annotation, cellular component: TIM22 mitochondrial import inner membrane insertion complex. Gene Ontology annotation, biological process: protein insertion into mitochondrial inner membrane. The coding region runs from base 35 to 631 and encodes 198 amino acids. Gene Ontology annotation, molecular function: transmembrane protein transporter activity. The record is from RefSeq and is a predicted model, not a curated record.